UCAGACGCCGCCUCUUUAGAAGCAGGCUACGUUUUGGCUUUUAAAUCGUGUUACUUAUAAUUCCAUCUUUUUUUAAUACAAACUUUAAACUGUAGAAAGAUAUAGAUUUUUAAAAAUGGUAAACUUCCACGGCUGCACCCGGAUGAUGGUGAACCGCUGCAUCGAGCUUCUCCGUGCGCGAAUAGAGUGCGCCUCGACGCGGCACAUCGCCAGGCGGUACCAGCGGCCCCGUGGUCAAGGUCAGAUGUACAGCCACUAUCUGCCCGAGGAGCAGGUGGUCAGGGAGCGGGAGAAGGCGGACAUCUACAAGAAGAACAAGCGCCGAUCCAUGUGGGAGCAGGACGAGGGCCACGGCGGUCGGAUCUCCGGAAGGGACGACCAGGAGCGCUUCGACGACGAGCAGUACCGACCGCAGGAACUGGAGGAGCGCAACUACGACCGCACCUGGAUCAAUUACCCGGAAAGUGUGGCGGCCAAGCAACGCCGCAGACGAAGUGAUUUGAUGGAGUUGAUGGACGACGAGGCUCCCCGACGUCGCAGAACUCAGGAAGACCGGCCGAAUACCGCCAAACCCUGGGACGACGAAGCCCGCGCCUUCAUCAGCGAGUGGGACAGUAAUGCGGCGAUGAUCAAUCGCAACCGAUUUGCCCGGUCCUCCGACAGUUGUCCGCCCCCAACAGUAUCUCCCCGAAUGGCGAACGCCUACCGCACCCGGAAUCGCCAGUUCUUUUACUAGACGCAGAACUACUCGACAAUAUCCGUAUAGAAAUUCAAACAAUUGUACUUCUUUCGUAGCCUGAUCAAAUUGUUAGUGUGCAAGGCAUGCGAUUUUUAAGUGUCAAAAUCCGAAACGUAUUAUAAUAUUGUAUGUCCGUAGCCCAGAUGUGACUUCAAUAUCGAAAUAAAAUAUCCAAAUUAUUUCCUGUA
Molecule: messenger RNA, 927 nt
Organism: Drosophila rhopaloa
Lineage: Eukaryota; Metazoa; Arthropoda; Insecta; Diptera; Drosophilidae
Exons: 2
Coding region: 116-736 (206 amino acids)
Source: RefSeq, a predicted model, not a curated record